UCCUCGCACCCCUCAGCCCCUACACUCCGUUCUUCCCCUGUGCUGAUUGUCACACAUUGUUUACUACCGCUUGAGAUGUGACUCACAACACAGGCUAUCUGCUGGAGUACCGCUCUGACAACUGAGGGAUUCUUUUUGACGCGCGCCGUGCGUCUUUGGUUAUUUGGGGACCGGCUGUGGAGACUACCCUUCUGCCAUGACAGUGGAUUUGUUUGCGCUUUUAUGCGUGCUGGUCGUCACAUCUUCUGCGAUGGAAGAGACUGUGAUGGACACUCGGGUGGCCACAGCUGAACUGGGCUGGACAGCAUAUCCUAAUUCUGGGUGGGAGGAGGUGAGUGGCUAUGAUGAAAACCUCAACACCAUCAGGACCUACCAGGUGUGUAAUGUCUUUGAGCCCAGUCAAAACAACUGGCUCCUCACCACCUUCAUUGAUCGGCGUGGAGCACAGCGCAUCUAUGUGGAGAUUCGAUUCACCGUGCGCGACUGCAGCUCCAUCCCAAACGUCCCUGGCUCAUGCAAGGAGACGUUUAACCUCUACUACUAUGAAACUGAUGCUGUCAUUGCCACGAAAGGCACUGCCUUCUGGAUGGAGGCCCCUUACCUCAAGGUGGACACCAUUGCUGCAGAUGAAAGCUUUUCGCAGGUGGACUUUGGUGGACGCCUGAUGAAGGUCAACACAGAAGUGCGGAGCUUUGGCCCAUUGUCUAAAAAUGGCUUCUACCUUGCCUUCCAGGACUAUGGUGCCUGUAUGUCUCUGCUGUCAGUCAGGGUGUUUUAUAAGAAGUGCCCAAGUGUGGUCCAGAACUUUGCAAUCUUUCCAGAGACCAUGACAGGGGCUGAGAGCACUUCCCUGGUCAUUGCCAGAGGAAUCUGCAUCCCUAACUCAGAGGAAGUAGAUGUCCCUAUAAAGCUCUACUGCAAUGGGGACGGAGAGUGGAUGGUUCCUAUCGGCAGCUGCACAUGCAAGGCUGGAUUUGAACCUGACAAUGGCAACGUAUGUCGAGCCUGCCCUCCGGGAACUUUCAAGUCGACCCAGGGUCCAGGUCUGUGUCUACAGUGCCCUCCUAACAGCCGCUCCACAGCUGAGGCCGCCACCAUCUGUGUGUGCCGCAAUGGCUACUACCGUGGAGAUGCUGAUCAGCCGAAUGAACCUUGCACUAGUGUCCCAUCUAGCCCGAGGAAUGUGAUCUCCAUUGUGAACGAAACCUCUGUGAUCCUGGAGUGGCAUUCUCCCAGGGAGACAGGUGGCCGCGAUGAUGUCGUCUACAACAUAGUUUGCAAGAAGUGCCGGGCUGACCGGCGGUCCUGCUCCCACUGCGACGACAACGUGGACUUCGUCCCCCGACAACUGGGUCUGACUGAGACCAGGGUGUUCAUCAGCAACCUAUGGGCUCACACCCUCUACAGCUUUGAGAUACAGGCUGUUAAUGGAGUGAGCAAUAAGAGCCCGUACCCUGCCCAGCAUGUCUCCAUAGACAUCACCACCAAUCAGGCUGCUCCCUCCAUAGUUCCCAUCAUGCAUCAGAUCAGCUCCACCAUGAAUAGCUUCACACUGUCAUGGCCACAACCUGAACAGCCCAAUGGCAUCAUCCUGGACUAUGAGCUGCGCUACUACGAGAAGGACCAUGCAGAGAUUAACUCCACCAUCCUGCGAAGCCAAACUAACACUGCACGCGUGGAGGGCCUCAGGCCGGGUACAGUCUACGUGGUUCAGGUGCGGGCAAGGACUGUGGCUGGUUUUGGCAAAUACAGCAGCAAGAUGUGCUUCCAAACCCUCACAGAUGAUGACUUCAAGUCUGAGCUGAGGGAACAGCUUCCUCUCAUUGCGGGGUCAGCGGCAGCAGGAGUGGUCUUUAUUGUUUCCCUUGUUGCUAUCUCCAUUGUGUGCAGCAGAACUCUCUUUGCGAGCCGACAUGUCUAACUGCCCCUCCCCACUGGGCUGCCCGACCCACUUCUCAGGCUCCCCGGGGAUGAAGAUCUACAUAGAUCCCUUUACCUACGAAGACCCCAACGAAGCUGUACGAGAGUUUGCCAAGGAGAUUGACGUCUCCACUGUCAAGAUCGAGGAGGUCAUUGGUGCAGGUGAAUUUGGGGAAGUGUACAAGGGCCGUUUGAAGCUGCCUGGUAAGAGGGAGAUCUAUGUAGCCAUCAAGACCCUGAAGGCAGGCUACGUGGAGAAGCAGAGGCGGGAUUUCCUGUCUGAGGCGUCAAUCAUGGGCCAGUUCGACCACCCAAACAUUAUCCGUCUGGAAGGUGUUGUCACGAAGAGCCGUCCGGUCAUGAUCGUUACUGAGUUCAUGGAAAAUGGUGCCCUUGACUCAUUUCUCAGGCAAAACGAUGGUCAGUUCACAGUGAUCCAGUUGGUGGGGAUGAUGCGUGGGAUCUCAGCUGGGAUGAAGUAUCUCUCUGAAAUGAACUACGUCCAUCGUGACCUGGCUGCACGCAACAUUCUAGUCAACAGCAACUUGGUGUGUAAAGUGUCUGACUUUGGCCUGUCACGCUACCUGCAGGACGACACCUCUGAUCCCAGCUACACCAGCUCUCUAGGUGGCAAGAUCCCAGUGAGCGGCAUCGUCAUGUGGGAAGUGAUGUCAUUUGGAGAGAGGCCUUACUGGGACAUGUCCAACCAGGACGUGAUUAAUGCCAUUGAACAGGACUACCGUCUGCCACCGCCUAUGGACUGUCCCAGUGCCCUGCACCAGUUGAUGCUGGACUGUUGGCAGAAGGACCGCAAUGUCCGACCCCGCUUCACAGACAUUGUCAGCACCCUGGACAAGAUGAUCCGUAACCCCACCAGCCUCAAAGCUGUAGCCAACAUCCCUGCAGUGCCUUCUCAGCCACUGUUGGACAGAUCCAUACCUGACUUCAACACCUUCAGCUCAGUAGAGGACUGGCUCGCUGCCAUCAAGAUGAGCCAGUACAGAGACAACUUCCUCAACUCAGGCUUUACCUCCCUGCAGCUGGUGGCUCAAAUGACCUCAGAGGACUUGCUGAGAAUAGGAGUGACCCUGGCAGGCCACCAGAAGAAGAUCCUCAGUAAUAUCCAGUCCAUGAGGGUGCAGAUGAGCCAGUCACCCACGACUAUGGCAUGACUACAGGGGGCGCUGUGCCACGGAACGGGCAGCAUUCGCAGGACCAACAACAAUGGCAGCCCUCGAAUGACCCCCGAUCCAUCGGAACGCGCCAGAGUCGAGACAAUUGUCUUAAUCUAAUCCACUACCAUGACAACAGGAGACCAGGGUCUACACUACCACGUGGUUAUCAGCCAUCACACUUCAUGCAAUCCACACCAGGAGAUCAGGGUUCAGACUUGAUACUGUUUCUCCAUUUAUUCACAAAAGGAAGACAGACAGAAUGUGGUUAUAGACUGCCAUUCAUGUCACUGUAAACCAAAACAACUCCAACAAUCAGACAUCGACACAGGGAAUCUCUAACAAUUUCAGACUGUAAAAUGAGUGAUAUUGUACUUCUAUAUUAUCUGAACUAGAAGAUGUUAAAAUUGUAAACCGAAGCGUGAGACAUUUAGAAACAACGUGUGACCUGUGAUUUUACUGUCGUCAAUGUGUGCAAUGAAGAUGCCUUGACCUGGCCAGAAAUAAGUCUCAGAAGAAAAAGCAAUUACCAGUAGGAAUAAUUAGAGGGAGAAGCAUACAGGGAUGUACAGUGGAGCACCAUUUUCAACUUUCACAUCAUCAUUUGCUUGUUUGAAGAAUUUGAAAACUUUAUUGUAAAAGGACUAGUGAAAUUCAGAGCUAGUUAUAUUUUUGUCUUUUACCAUCUGUUUUUUUGUUUGUUUUAUUACUAUAGCAAGAUGCCGCCCACUCGUAUUUUAACUUUUAACACUACCUGUGGAGUCCUGGGUGGAAGGCCUUGCCAAAGGACUUCUUAACCAGCCCCACUCAGAUUCAGAGAAUAUAAAUGUGUUUAUCUCUUGCUAAAUAUGAUUAUAUCUUUCAUAAUAAACCUUCAUAUUGAAGGUGAUAAUGUAUGAAUAUGUAUGUACAGAACUCUCUGCUUGCAUUUUUGGCAAAGACAUGUUUGUUGAUUAGAUUGUGAUAGACACAUGAAAUGUGUAGAUUUCUAUGGUGCCCUGGUUCCCUUUGGACAACUGAACGACGGACACAGAGUUGAACGUCUCCCUGUUCCAGGCGCACAAGGACAAUCCUGACUGAAUCUUAACCUGAGGAAUAUGUUAAAGGAAUUGUGGGCGAAGAAUUGGUAUUGUAGAUCUAUAUGAAAUUUGCUGUAGGAGUUAAAAUAAUUGACAAAAUAUCCAUUUACUGGAGAUCAUGUUUAAUGUGGGUGUACACAUGCUGUCUCUUGCUGGUGAGCACUUACUUGUACAGAUAUGUUUUAUGUUUUUAUUUCUUUUUGUUUUGUUGUUGUUUGUGUUGGGAGUUCUCAGCACCAUCCAGAGGAGAAGGAAACUCCACGCUUUGGCCGUCCGAAAUCCAUGGUAAGUACUUGCUGAUCACGCAGGAAAAACACUACUUAAUUGCUCUAUAUAUGGUAGAUUUUAUUUCAGGCAAAUCCAGUUAGUCUUCCUCAUGGGUGCCACAAAUAUCUCGGGCAAGGCAAAAUUUGCUGCAAGUUUGAAAUGCAUAGGAGAGUAGCUAAUCAAGGCACUGGAAAUCGGAGUGCAUCAGCAUCACUUCUCUACACAGUGAAAAUGAACAUCUGGACUGAGGUUUGCCAACAGACGCCUGAUGCCAUUUCGAUGAACACACAGACUUAAACAGCCCACACGGGCCCAUUGCUAACAGUGUAGCACAGCCUUCCAUAGACUGCUAUAGCUAAGCUGCUGAGUAAAUCUAUGUACUCUCACUAUUGUUGUGCUACAGAAGGUUUUGCGCAUCUGAAUCUAUCCAUAAUUUUAAGCUGCAGUUUAUGGGCGUUUGAAAAUGUACACUUUGGUAGUUGACUGUAAGAUAUCUACGUCAUUCCCAAGGGAUGCAAUGGAUGACUGUCCAUGAAAUUACACCACAGUUUUCAGGAAUUUAUUUUGACUGUAGUUCUGGAUAGUGCACAGGGAUGAUUUAUUUUCUUUAGUCUGGGGAUGGUACUUGAUGAUUGCAUUGUGUUUGGUCUGUGCAAUGUGACGGUGUCACAGUGACAACAACUACAGGACAGCUUGAUGAUGAGUAGUAGUGGCUUUUCUCUUCAUCCAACUUUUUUUUUUCUUCUUGCCGGUCACUUGCUUCAGGCUCAGGCUUUUAGAAAGCUAUGAGGAAUGGGUGUUAUAGUUUAUAAUUCUGUAAAGAGUUUUGAUGAAAUAACGUUAGCAAUGCUGGCCUUUAAAACUGAAAGCAAACUGAUCUGAAUGUUCCUGUGGCAAUAUUCCUUUGACAUACAGCCAUGGCAGCAAAGUCUCUUAGCUCACAGACAAUUAUCUUGAGCUAUUGUAGUAUCAAUUCUGUGCAGUAGCUGUGACCCUGCUGAAACCCCGUUUGGCCCUAUUUGAAAAGACAUGAGUGACGACGGUUCUAACCACCUUGCAUCCAAAAUUAGAAAUUGAUGGCAGGCCCAUUAGCAGAUUAUUAAGUAUACUCACCCCACUCAUGUCAUCCACCUCCUCCUCCUUCUCUGUCUGUCUGUCCUGCCCUCUCUCCCUGGCUACCCCUGCUGGCUGGCACACCUCCAGCUCAUUCAUCCUGGGUGUAACCAAGCUGUCCUGGGCUGGGGCUGGGCUGGGCUAGGCCAGGGCUGGCCUGAGAAAUGGUUGGCUCCAUGCUCCAGUGGAUCCAGGCAAGGGUGCAAACACCUGCUGGGACCCUCGUCUGACAGGCAUCUGAUCAGCCACAGGGAGGGAGACUGAUGGGAGUGUCAAAACACAAUACACACAGACACAGACACACACACACAGAUACGCACAGGAUAACCCUCAAUUAUGUUAUUCUCGCGUCUGGUUUCCAGUCUGAUGCUUAAUGAAAAGAAAAUGGGCAAAGAAUCGACAGAGUCUGUGCAUAUGUGAUAGAAAGAGGAGGAUGAGUCAGUUUACAGAAGGGUGGAGAUGCACGACACAUGUGACAUAAAGAAUGGAUGGUUAGAUGAGGAGUCAGGAGGUUAGUUCAUUUAAGUGAAUCCGUCCCUAUUAACCCGCAGUGUGGUUUAUGUGGCAACAUCUUUAUAAUGAUCUAAAUGUUAAUUUCUUUGGUUUAGUUUGGUAAUGGAAAAUACUGUAAUCAAGCAACUGGUUUGCCUCAUAGGCAAAAUCAAUUGCUUUUAUCUUUUCAAUUCUUCAAGUCAUUGAUUUACCAAGUAUUCCUAAAUAUAAUCACACGCUCCUUGAGAUUGGCAUAAAUCCCUUUCACUGAAGCCAGUGAUUCAAUUUGAAUGCAUUAGUCCUCUUUUCAGCUCAGUCUCAUAUAUUUGCUUUUCAACCCAAGAGCCUGUGAAUGAGAUGAUAGAAUGUAUUCAUUAUGCAACAGUGUAAUUCUUUUUUUUUCUUCCAUUAUGCUCUGUUUGUCUUUUCUAAAUAUCUGACUGUAAUGACACUCCAGUGUGAUGAAUGGAGAGGCGGUUCACCAUCCCUCUCUGAAAGCUGUUUCAUAUGGAAGCCAUUUAUCUCACCCUGAUACAAAACACAAGAACAGAGCUUGUUAAAUGUUUCAUGGUGCUGUAACUGUCGAAGAAGUGACCAACGGUCCUUUUAGGAGCUGAUUUCAUGCCUGUCAUUUAUAGGUUAGAACAGUGGAAGCCGUGUUCACCUGAAAAUGACCUGACAUGACACCCUACAAAACUAAACUUAUUAAACUACUCCAUUCUCUUUUUUUUCCUUCUGUUUCAGACUGUGGACUCAAAGAUUUACACACAUAUAAAACAGCUUACACACAACACUUCACAAAUUCACAUGCACACACAGUGAACACUGUGGGCAGCCAAUGAGGAGGAAGAUCAGGUGAAAUGGGACCUUUCUAGGAUACUACUC
Morone saxatilis (striped sea-bass) is the source of this 6928-nucleotide messenger RNA. RefSeq names its product ephrin type-B receptor 1-B-like. Gene Ontology annotation, biological process: cell surface receptor protein tyrosine kinase signaling pathway; axon guidance; protein phosphorylation. Lineage: Eukaryota; Metazoa; Chordata; Actinopteri; Moronidae. Gene Ontology annotation, cellular component: plasma membrane; neuron projection. Gene Ontology annotation, molecular function: ATP binding; transmembrane-ephrin receptor activity; protein binding. The record is from RefSeq and is a predicted model, not a curated record.